Molecule: messenger RNA, 3349 nt
Organism: Scophthalmus maximus (turbot)
Lineage: Eukaryota; Metazoa; Chordata; Actinopteri; Pleuronectiformes; Scophthalmidae
Gene: gusb
Product: glucuronidase, beta
Exons: 12
Coding region: 92-2020 (642 amino acids)
Biological process (GO): glucuronoside catabolic process; carbohydrate metabolic process
Molecular function (GO): beta-glucuronidase activity; carbohydrate binding
Source: RefSeq, a predicted model, not a curated record
CGUGACUCCGAAGAACGAGUCACGUGACUGAAGCAGUCGGAAGAACCGUCCGCGGUGAGAGUUUUUGGUUUGUGCCGCGGACCGUGGCACGAUGUUCGCACCGGGGAGGGCCGCGCUGCUGGGCGCCCUGUGUCUGUGGGCCGCGUUCGACGCGGUGUGUCCGCUCUUCCCCCGGGAGUCCGCCUCCCGAGAGGUGAAGGAGCUGAGCGGCCGCUGGGACUUCAGGGCGGACAAGUCUCCGGACAGGAAGCAGGGCUUCGAGAGGGCAUGGUACAAGAGUCGGCUGGCAGAGACUGGCCCAGUGAUUGACAUGCCAGUUCCUGCCAGCUACAAUGACAUCACCCAGGACCCUACGCUCAGAGAUUUCAUCGGCUGGGUGUGGUACGAGCGAGAGGUCGUGGUGCCUUCCCGCUGGGUCGCAGAUGAAGGAACUCGAGUGGUUCUGAGAGUGGGAAGCGCUCACUAUUAUUCAGUGGUGUGGGUGAACGGGGUGAAAGUGACCGAGCACAAAGGUGGCCAUCUUCCCUUUGAGGCUGAGAUUGGCAGUUUAAUCCGCAAGGACCCGACCACACCGUGCAGGAUCACCAUCGCUGUCAACAACACGCUGACUCUGGACACUCUUCCUCCUGGGAUCAUCCAGCACAUGGACGACCCAACCAAGUAUCCUGCUGGGUUUUUUGUGCAAAACAUCUACUUUGAUUUCUUCAACUACGCUGGGAUACAUCGUCCCGUGUUGCUGUAUACUACUCCUAAGGCGUAUGUGGAUGACAUCACUGUGGUGACUGACUUCUUGGAUGACACUGGUCUCGUCAAAUACGUAGUAUCAGUCCAAGGUGCUGUCACCGCCGCGGUGAAGGUCACUUUGCUGGACAAAGACGGACACUCAGUGGCCUCCUCUAACAAGGCGUCUGGACUGCUCAAAGUGGUGGAUGUCAAGCUGUGGUGGCCGUACUUGAUGCACGAGAACCAUGGUUAUCUUUACUCUUUGGAGGUUCGCUUAAUGGCAGCUGAUGAUGGAUCGACUGAUGAAGAUGUGUACACUCUACCAGUUGGCAUCCGCACUGUUAGGGUGACCAGCACUCAGUUCCUCAUCAACAACAAGCCCUUCUACUUCCACGGAGUCAACAAACACGAAGACUCUGAUAUUCGAGGUAAAGGCCUGGACUGGCCCCUGAUCAUCAAGGACUUUAACUUACUGAAGUGGUUGGGAGCAAACUCGUUCCGCACCAGCCAUUACCCGUAUGCUGAGGAGAUCCUGCAGAUGUGUGAUCGCCACGGCAUCGUAGUGAUAGACGAGUGCCCGGGAGUGGGCAUCAAAGACAUUCGCAGUUUUGGAAAUGCCUCCCUCGCCCAUCACCUGGUCGUCAUGGACGAACUUGUACGUCGGGACAAGAACCAUCCAUCUGUGGUCAUGUGGUCCGUAGCUAACGAGCCUGCUGCAGAGAUGCCCCCUGCCGAACUGUAUUUCAAGACCUUGAUAAAACAUACCAAGGAUCUGGACCCGACCCGGCCCGUCACUUAUAUCACAGACAGUAACUAUGCCAGGGACAAGGGGGCUCCCUAUGUGGAUGUGAUCUGUGUGAACAGUUACUUCUCCUGGUACCACGAUCCAGGCCACAUGGAGGUCAUCUCCAUCCAGCUCAACUCCCAGUUUGAGAACUGGUACGGAAAGUACCAGAAACCCAUCAUUCAGAGCGAAUAUGGAGCCGACGCGGUGCCGGGGCUUCACAGUGAUCCACCCGUGAUGUUUUCGGAAGAGUACCAGAAGAUGGUCCUGCAGAACUACCACGAUGUGUUUGACCAGAAGAGGAAGCAGUAUGUUGUCGGCGAACUCAUCUGGAACUUCGCCGAUUUCAUGACUGCACAAGGAAUCACCCGCGUGGUGGGGAACAAGAAGGGCAUUUUCAGCAGGCAAAGGCAGCCCAAAGCAGCAGCGUUCACCUUGAGAGAGAGGUACUGGAGACUGGCAAACGAAACCGCACGACUACCCGCCUGGACCAAGUACCCUUGCUCACUCUGACGCCUGCUCCCAGUGCAGCACAGGCUCCGUACCAUGUAAGCACCAAGCCUUGUGGAAAAAUCCUGGUAGAAUAUGGGGACAUUCUCUUGAGCACAUGCAAUGUGGGACACACCCUUUGAAACCAAUUCAGUGUGUGUAAGGUCAGACCACCAUGAAACACAAUUCAAAUGUACUAUUCCUGUGGUGUUUAUUUAUAAAUCACCACCAUUUUUCUAAGGAUAUAAACAAAUUUUGGUGCUGAUUUAAAGGGAUAGUAAAGUGAUUUUGACAUGGGGUUGUAUGAGUUACUUAUGCAUAGUUAGUAUGUCACCUUAUGGAGAUGGUGAUCAGCGAAAAGACGUUUUUUGGUGGUCCUCUCUGCAACAGUGGGACUUAGACUUUCUUUACUUCCACUUCUCCUCCAAACUCCGUAAAAUGACAUCGCUGAUCACCAUCUCCAUAUGGUAACAUAUUAACUAUGCAUAACUCAUACAACCCCAUUUCAAAAUCACUGAACUAUCCCUUUAAAAUUGCUUCUUCUCCUUCAUCUAUAGCAGAAUUCUCUUUAAAAAAGAAAAAGAAAAGUUAAUUAUAAUAGUGAUAAGGUUUCUUCAGGAUACACCUGAGUGAGUUGGGAAUGGAUGAGAUGAAUGAAGUUCAUUCAGUUCAGGAUAUUCUGACAGGUGUAUGAGGUAGUGCAUCUCAGUCGGUGUCAUAAAAGACUGAUGACAUAAAACCAAUCAAAACCAUCAGUGAUAAGCUCAGACCUUUCCUUCAGUCAGAUCAUAUGAUCCGACCAGACAGAGUUCUGAUAUAACACUGCCAAGAAACUAAAGGAAAGACCACGCUAGUUCCUCUAUUUUAGAAGCAUCUGUCAUUUAUUUUCUUUUUGCAAACCAUACAAAUUAAUUCAUUGUAACGUCAAUGUGAAUUACAAUGCUGAAUCGAAUCAGAGAAGUGCUUUAUUUUUGUAUAUGAUAACCGAAUGGAGAAAGAUGACUUUUGAUAUGAAAAGACAAAACUGGAUCUAUGUAAGAGCAGUUUUUUCUGAGAUUUUGAACAUAACAUUAAAAGUAUUGAAUCGAGUCUUGUAGAGCACAUUGAUGUGUACUUUACAGUUCUGGUGCCUCAACUCACAGUAACUGGAUGUAUCCAAUAAGUCAAUGAAAUAGUGGUGUGUCCUGUGCUUAACCUCUGCGUGACAGCUGGACGAACACUGAACAUUUAGACUCGGCUUUAGUCUUUCGAACGCGGGAGCUUGGAGUAUAUGCUCACGAGACAUUUUGUGAAAAUCUUUACUUUGUCAUUGAAAUGUGGGAAAAAAAGAAUAAAGCAGCCUUUUAAGCCACA